AUGGACUGGAUUCAUUGCAAUCGGUGCUUUCGGCCGUUUGUCACUGCUCUUUCGUCCGCUGGUUCCUCUGGGAAUGAGCGACCAUUGCAUCUUCAACCACAACCACAGGUUCGGCAGUCCUUGGCUGCUACUGGAGAUGCCAUCCGCUCGUCGCAACACGCUUCAGCGGAGGCAGCCGCUGCAGCGCCGUCGUUCCACCUGACCAGCUGCGGGCACAUUCUCUGCGUUGCGUGUCUGACUGAAGCGACGGCCGCAGCGGCUGCAGGCUUACAUCAAGCAUCGGGCGAGACCACCAAUCCGCACGUCGCGCGAGGCAGCUCAAGGAACGGCACUCAUCUCAAGUGUCCAAUCUGCUCCGAGGAUGCAACAUGCAUGGAGCUCAACGAUGAGAUGCCACCCGAGUUGCGUCGACUCUACAUUGAACCGGCCAAGCUCAUGGCCUUCUACACGGAGCGUGUGUGCGAAGUCAUGCGCUUUCAAGACCAGCAUCGGAUGAUGUAUACAGAGUUUCUCGAGCAGAGCCUGGCCAUCAAGCAGCGCCAAAUGCAACAGGCGCGCGUCAAGCUCGAACAGGCGCACCAGCUCGAUCGAGAACUGACGGAAGCUCGGUCGCGCAUUCGAGACUUGGAAGCUCAGAUUCGAGCAGAAGAUGCACUAGGUGCGGCAGGAUUGGCGGAUGUCAGACAGUCGCCAGGGCCGGCUCCAGGUCCGUUGCAACUCUUCACUCCUCGCUCGGUGAUGCCUCCAAGCCAGCACGCUGACACGGCGCAUUCCUUGGUGACUCCGGCUCGUCGAACCGCUCCAAACUUUGCUCAACGGGUUCCGAUGGCCCUUCAAAAUGCCACUCCUGUCCCUCACUUGCUGCGAUCCAUCUCUCCAAUGGCGCCUGCGCAUGCGGGUGUUGGAAAGUCACCACGUUCUCGCGGUGAAUGGAGUCCGAUACCUCAAGCGCCCAUCACAAGUGGUCCGAUUCAUCAAGUCACUCCACAUCACUCGCGCGCCUCCCCACAGAUUCCCGCGGCGCCAGCUCGAUUGACAUUGCGAAACAUUCCCUCGUUGGCACCCGCAGGAGUAGCAGACGCGCAGUCGGAUGCCACCAGCAUCUCUACCCCGCCUCAGGAUUCCCACCAACGCCAUUUUUCUUGA
Capsaspora owczarzaki ATCC 30864 is the source of this 1146-nucleotide messenger RNA. RefSeq lists its product as hypothetical. Bases 1 to 1146 code for a protein of 381 amino acids. Gene Ontology annotation, biological process: protein sumoylation; reciprocal meiotic recombination; homologous chromosome pairing at meiosis. The transcript has 7 exons. Gene Ontology annotation, molecular function: SUMO transferase activity. Gene Ontology annotation, cellular component: synaptonemal complex. The record is from RefSeq and is a predicted model, not a curated record. NCBI's taxonomy places the organism in Eukaryota, Filasterea, Ministeriida, Capsasporidae.